Molecule: messenger RNA, 991 nt
Organism: Quercus lobata
Lineage: Eukaryota; Viridiplantae; Streptophyta; Magnoliopsida; Fagales; Fagaceae
Product: superoxide dismutase [Mn], mitochondrial-like
Exons: 6
Coding region: 111-791 (226 amino acids)
Biological process (GO): superoxide metabolic process
Cellular component (GO): mitochondrion
Molecular function (GO): superoxide dismutase activity; manganese ion binding
Source: RefSeq, a predicted model, not a curated record
UGCAAUGUCUUCAAAGACUCGUACGAGGUGUCACUCCACUGCUACUUUAAGUACCUCGGAGUUGGUAUAGUUUGUUUACUUGUUACACUUCACACCAGCAGAGUUUCCGGAUGGCUCUUCGAAGUGUGAGCAGAAAAUCCCUACCUCUUGGGCUAGCGGUUGGGCACGUUCGUGGGUUGCAGAGCUUCUCGCUGCCAGAGCUGCCUUACGACUAUGGUGCUCUGGAGCCAGUGAUUAGCGGAGAGAUCAUGCAACUCCACCAUCAGAAGCACCACCAGACCUACAUCACCAACUACAACAAGGCGCUCGAGCAGCUCCACCAGGCCCUCGCCAAGGCUGAUUCCCCUUCCAUCGUCCAAUUGCAGAGCGCCAUCAAAUUCAACGGCGGAGGUCAUAUAAAUCACUCGAUUUUUUGGAAGAAUCUUGCACCCAUUAAAGAAGGAGGUGGUGAACCUUCAAAGGCUUCCCUAGGCUGGGCCAUUGACACACAGUUUGGCUCUCUUGAAACAUUAAUUCAAAGAGUCAAUGCGGAAGGUGCGGCUUUGCAAGGCUCUGGAUGGGUGUGGCUUGCUCUGGAUAAAGAGCUGAAGAAGCUUUCUGUUCAAACCACUGCAAAUCAGGAUCCACUUGUAACUAAAGGAUCAGCUUUGGUUCCAUUGUUUGGCAUAGAUGUUUGGGAGCAUGCAUACUACUUACAGUACAAAAAUGUGAAAGCAGAUUAUCUGAAGAACAUAUGGAAGGUUAUAAACUGGAAAUAUGUGAGUGAAGUUUAUGAGAAAGAGAAUCCUUGAGACAAUAAGAGCAUAUUUCUGUGAAUAGGUUUUUACUGAAUGCAGGGUCUGACGAUGUUUCUGUAAGAAAAAUAAACGUCAGUGAAAAUGGGAGUUGGGAAGUUUGUAAUGAGAGUUGCUGUCUUUUGGUAAUCUUUCCAAGUAUCGGAUGAUUUGCCUGUCAUAAGAUUUACUUUCUUUUGGUUUUGCUUGUUCUCUAA